Ylistrum balloti is the source of this 1175-nucleotide messenger RNA. RefSeq names its product transcobalamin-2-like. The record is from RefSeq and is a predicted model, not a curated record. The coding region runs from base 1 to 1167 and encodes 388 amino acids. Lineage: Eukaryota; Metazoa; Mollusca; Bivalvia; Pectinida; Pectinidae. Gene Ontology annotation, molecular function: cobalamin binding. The transcript is spliced from 10 exons. Gene Ontology annotation, biological process: cobalamin transport.
AUGGAGAAGCAAGGGAAAGUGAAAAACGGCCAAAUGGCCCCUACAGAGAAGGAGGGAGAAAAACACGUCGUUCGAAAUAUGGCUAUUAUUCUCCUGAUUGUGGCAGUAGCCAUUGCCAUAGCUAUAGCUAUGAUAGUAUAUAUAGCAGUAAUCAAGGAGUGUGUACAGGUAUCGUUGUCAUCGACCCCUGAGUGGAGCCCCUAUCGAAUAGAUACAGCAGAAGCCAUUAUAGGUGUGACUUUAGGAUAUCCGAAAGCAUAUGAAGAGUAUCGUUAUGAGUACCAGGCCAAGCUCUACAACAUGAAUAUAGAUCUCCUUGCUGCUUUAGGAAAUGAUUCCGAGCUAUCAAGUGUCACGUGGUCACUUGGAAAGUUGGCCCAAUACAUUAGCGGUAUCGUUGUUUCCUGUCAACACGCUAUAACAGUAAUGUCAAUACAGCCUCAAUAUAACACUCAUCACAAUAGGUCAAUACAGCCUUACUAUAACAAUGAAGCCUCAAUGAUAACGAUGGCGUGCACCUGCCUCAACACCGAGACUUCAAGCUAUGCAGCCCAGGCUGCAGCCGAUGUUGUGUGGCGUGAGAUAAUGAAUGAAAACAAUACACUCAAUGAAUAUUCGCUCGGGUUAGCUGCACAGGCUUUGAUCGCUACCAAAAAUGAAACAUUUCGGCAUGGCAUUGCUAAGUCACAGAUGGGAAUUAUCAGCAAACUCCAGGGGAAGAUUCCAGAGAUCAUGAAGAAAGGAGCUGCAGUAUCACAAAUUCUGCCUGCCCUUGCAAAUAGCUCUUUCCUUGACAUUGAGAUUCACCCACCACUCCCCGGAGUGCCGGUUACAGCAAACUGGACGCUCAACAUCACAAUCGGAGUUGAAGACCCGAUUCUUACGAACACCACGCGACAAUGGAAUAGCUCUUUGCUUGUUCCAUCAAACGCCACCCUUCUGCAGGCGAUGGAAGCCCUACAGAAUGAAGCUUCCUCCAACUUCAGUUUUGACACUGUGCCGACAAGUUUCGGCCCUAUGGUCAUUACGGUCUAUGGAAUAACAAGAAAUGAGACCAAUAUGUACUGGAGGAUUAUGAAGGCUCCGGACAUACCCCUCCAAACAGGUAUUGCAGACACAUACCCCCAAAACAACGACCACUACAUCUUCAAGCUCACCUCGUUCUAACGUCAAUA